AUUUCUCAAUUCCCAACUUCUUCAUUAUCCAAACUGUUCUGAAACAUUUAGAGAAACAAUGGGAGGACUAGUGAGAAGCAUCUUCUUCAGAAACAAAUCAUUUGGAGCUCAUGACUACAACAACAAUGGAAGAAGCAAUCAUCUAGGAGAGAAGAAAAGGUGGAGCUCGGUUAGAUCGUACCUUUGCGGAGAUGAGUUCAACUCUGUUCUUGCUGUUGAUGAUUCAGGAUCGAUAAAGGACUCUGACGCUCUUAAUACAAUGUCUCAGCAACUGAGUUCAGAUUUUGGUAUGCCUUUUGGUUCGGUUAUCGCAAUCGAAGAUUCAGCUUCUGUGAAACGUUUGGAGGAUGAUGACUCUGUCUCAGUUAAGAGCUCUGAGGCAACAGUGACUCAGCCUUUACAGGAGGAGAAGUCGAAAGUACUGAGUCAAUAUGUUAAAGAAGAAGAAGAUGUUGAUAACCAAAGCGAAGCAACAGAGACGCACAUACCUAAGAAGCAUCAGACUACUCCAAUCUCCAAGUUGUUCCUCGAAGAAGACGCUGCAGUUAUAAUUCAGUCAGCAUUCAGGAGCUACAUGGCAAUACGUCAGAGCAAAGAAGAAGAAGUUACAUGUACUAAGGAGGAGAGCUUCUCAGGAGAGGAAUCUCAAAGCAAGGUUUCCAUGGGGACAUCACUAGAAGCUCAGACAGGUAAUUCUGUGAAAGCACCAUUAUUCACAAGUAAACGAGUAUCUGCAAAUCGAUCAACACUACACAAUAACAAAGCUCAAGUUCUGAGGAUAAAGGAAGACUGGGAUGAUAGUACAGUGAGCAGCACCAUAUCGAAAUCAAGGAUUCAAAGCAGGAUGGAAGCAAUGACAAAACGGGAAAGAGCACUUGCAUAUGCAUUCUCACAGCAGCUAAGGAUUUGCUCAAAGAAGAAGCAAAUGGAUCGUAGCGAUGAAGAUGAUUCCAACAUUGGUUGGAGUUGGCUAGAACGCUGGAUGGCAACCCGUGUACCAGACAGCAUUCCAAUGGAACCCAGAACAAACAUUCAGACAGAUGUUGCAACAAAAACACAAAGAUUGGUAACAAAGAAUAGAUCUUUUGGGAUAGCUGGCGAGUUGGAGAGCUGUGCUUCCAACGAUAUACCUCUCCAAUUUGAAAGCAUAUCAGAGACACAAGAAGAGGAAACUAAAGAUUUGCAGACCAGAAAAAGCAACCUUAAAGCGAGCAUAUCUAAGCGCAAAUCUGUUCCAAGCUACAAAAGCCAGAGAAGGCAUAAUAGGCUUCAGGCAACCAAAAGUGAUCUGCAACAACAGACAAAGAAGGCUAAGAAGGCCAAGACCACAACCUCAAGCUGAAAAAUGGGACAUGAAUGCGAGGAAACCCCACGGAAGCUAACGAAGAUAAUCAUUACCUGUAAAGGUUUGCAGUUAAGUAACAUGUUUCACAAUAGUUUGAUCUUUCGAAAUCUGAUAACAAGUUUGUGUAAAUUAUUUGGGGGAAUCAACCAAGCAGUAGUAAGGGAUAAGAAACUGGAAACCCCAGAAAUACAUAA
This is a messenger RNA of Camelina sativa (false flax), 1539 nucleotides long. Its product is annotated as protein IQ-DOMAIN 33. The record is from RefSeq and is a predicted model, not a curated record. NCBI's taxonomy places the organism in Eukaryota, Viridiplantae, Streptophyta, Magnoliopsida, Brassicales, Brassicaceae.